GAAUUGCAGCUCGCGCUUGUUUGUCUGUGUGGCCGCUUGUUUUUGGCAACGCCCUACAGACCAUUGCCCGUUGCUUGUCUGCCGCCGUUUUCUGAAAUUCUCUCAUCUUCGUGUUGGAGUUGCGAUCUUGGGCAGCUGAAGCAAAUGAAAACUCAUGAACUAUGGAGUAAGAUCUGACGUUUGCAUUGUGGAAUGAAGUGCUGCCCUCCACUGCUGCUCAUUGUUUUAAAAUUAUUUGAGGCUUAGGCUUUGAGGCUGGCCUCUAAGUGAGGCACAAGAUUAUUGCCUUGAAGCUAUAGCCUUGGCGCCCUGUGCUGAAGCUUAUGUGCUGUGAGAUCCACAGGAUGACCAAAAAGGGUAAAGCGAGAACUCCUAAGAAAUUGCAAAAGAAUGCUUCUACAAAAGAGGAGAAGAUCUCAUUCAAGAAACCUGGUAGUGAUAACACUUCUGUAGAAAAGUAUAACAGCUCAUUGAAGAAACGUACUAGUGAGAUCGAUGAAAUCUUUGCGGGAAAAAAGCGGAAGGAACCCGUAACAGACACUGCAGAAGCUAAUGAGGAUUUAAAUUCAAAACCCAAGAAGAUGAAGAAAAAGAACGAUAAAAGGUUUAAAGAUGAGGAUCCUGCAGACUCUUCUUCUCGGCCAAGAAAGAAAAUGCAAGAUGGCCUUAAUAUUUACACAGAAGAGGAAUUGGGUAUUAAUAAGGGGGAUGCUGGUGGCACCCCACUGUGCCCAUUUGAUUGUUCAUGUUGCUUCUGAGGACACUCGCAAAUCUCCUAGAAACUUUUUGUUACCAUUUGCAGUUUGAUGUUUUACAUGAAGAAAUAACAAUUUAUCUGUUUAUUGUUC
Molecule: messenger RNA, 848 nt
Organism: Ziziphus jujuba (common jujube)
Lineage: Eukaryota; Viridiplantae; Streptophyta; Magnoliopsida; Rosales; Rhamnaceae
Exons: 3
Coding region: 324-758 (144 amino acids)
Source: RefSeq, a predicted model, not a curated record